This is a messenger RNA of Linum tenue, 2731 nucleotides long. The record is from the annotation of a GenBank genome assembly. NCBI's taxonomy places the organism in Eukaryota, Viridiplantae, Streptophyta, Magnoliopsida, Malpighiales, Linaceae.
AUUUUUUUCUUAAAUUUUAAUGAGUUUAAAGAGCUGAGAUCAACUUAGCCAAGUGAUUAAGAGAUCCUUCGUCACCCGAUCGUAACAUAGGAUGCUUGUGGUUGUUUUUGACUUUUUUUAAAGUUUUUUACUUAACCUCCCGAUGAGAGCUGAGAGUUGAGGCGCAGUGGCACUUGCAGGAGGCGGAGGAUCGCUUCUUUCUCUUCCAUUUCAAAACAACACCAACUCCUCCAGAGUAAUCAGCCCUACCAUCCAUCUUUUCUCUCAGUCUUACGCUACGAGUUCAUUCACCUUCUGGUUUUCCCCCUACUCCUUUGAUCUUCCCUUCCUUGACUACAGUUGAAGAGGAGGAUAUUUGGUUGAUCGGUGUUCUCUCCUCCACUUGGAAUUCCGCUCAAUUAAUGGCUGCUCUGUCUCGAGGGCUUAUGCGCUUCAUACCUGUCCACCGCCAGCUACGGUUCUCCUACUAGGAACGAUUGAGGAUAAGAGGAGACUAUUUUCAUAAAAAUACAAAAAAUCGACUGCUGGGACGCCUGGUUCCUACUGGGAUCAUGAUUUGUUUAUUGCUUUCUAGCUGCUAAAGAUUGCAACAAAUAUAGCAGCUGCUGCUGCUUGCUGGCUUGUUGCAUAUCCACCACCAUGGAUUUACACGGCAUGGCUCCUCAUUCUGAAUCGGGAAAGCUGGAACAGGUGGUCUCACAGUUCCUUUUGAAGAGCUUGCACAUUAUACUGGACUCUCGGAUCCCAUCUCUUCAUCCGCGUGACCCGACAUGUGAUUCACGGGUCAGGAAGAGUGACAAAUGGUUCAAUCUGGUACUGGGGGAUCGCCCAGCUGCACUGGAUAACUUGAACUUCUGGCAUAGGAAUUUGAUGGAUCCAAUGAUCAUUGACAUUAUACUUGUUCAGCAAGGGACAGCAAUAUCUACAUCUGUGGGCAAUUUGCUUUCUGGUUCACCUGGAAGGACAGCUACAGAAACGGUCAUAGAGAGGUGGCUCGUCCAGUUUGAGUCACCCCCCAGGGGUAUUGCUUCUCAACCCAGUGAGGGUUCUGCUGCCUCUUACAAGAAGACAUAUAAGAAGUCAAUCAUAUUCUUACGUUCCCUAUACUUGCAAACGAGGCUUCUUCCAGCAUACCGAAUCUUUAAACAGCUUAGCUCAUCUAGCCAACCUUUUAACUUCGAUAUCAUUUACAAGGUUUCAUCUUUCUCCGAACCAUUCUCUAGGGUGGAGGAGGAAAUGAUGAAGGAAUAUCGGUUUGUUCCUAUUGAAGCCCUUCCUGGCAGGCUACAUGUAUCAGUGACUUACCGCCCACAACUUUCUGAGUUUAACCUUCAGCCUUUGACCACCAUGCCUCCCAAAAUCAUAUCCGAUUAUGUUGGUAGCCCUGCAACCGACCCUCUGAGGUACUUUCCCUCUUCAUACAAAGGAGAUCGUGCCAUAUCUUUCCCAUCUAAAGUAAUGCACAGCCCUACUUCUGUACCUUUUCAACGGCCGCAUAGCUGGACAAGUGGUUUCCAUAAACCGGUUGUCAACCAUCAUCUUGCAGGGUCACCAACAGUGUACCGCACAUCCCAAAUGUCAUAUGAUUCACCAUCCCCACCCAUGGAAAGGAUCCAAAACCAUAGACGACCAUUGCAUCAAAGGGCUCCCUUCUAUGAUGAAUGCCAGCUUUCUCCUCCCUUUUCACCAUCUGUCUCCCCUUCUACUCCAACUUACUUAAGAAACAGUGAAAGUCCUAGGCAAACUCGUGCUAGUUCUGAAACUGCACCUGUGACUAUUCCAUCCCCGAUAUCAGGCAGAAGUUCUAGAUACAUCUCUCCCAACUUUUCUGAUCCGAGUAAACUUUCCCUUCCUCCUUUAUCUCCUAGAAGCACACGGCUUGAUAAUUCAUCAAAUGAAUCGCCAUCUGGGAUGAGGUUAAUUAAGAAACCAGAAGCUUCAAGGGCCGAUUUGGGCUCUGCUGGUCAGAAGGUGCUCAAAGAUAACAAAGAUGAUUCAGGACGGUUUUCUGGACUAUUAUCUUCCAGGAGUUCUAGUAAAUUGUCCUUCCAAGACGAUAUAGAUGAUUGUGACUUUUCAUGUCCUUUUGAUGUAGAUGAUGUUGACCCACCAGACUCCCGAAUCAGUCAGAACGUUGACUGGAAGAGAAACUUGGAAUCAACGUCGAUGGGUAGGAAAUCACAAGAUGCAGCAGUUGGUGUCCUUGUUCACAUGUUGAGGACUGCACCUCCACUGCGCCAAGAUUCCAGCUGUUACUCGUCCCGUUCCUUGAGAGCUGAAGUAGAGAAUGAUGGGGUUGCUACUACAGCUUCUGGGUUCUUUAUGCCUCGAAGAACGUCUGAUGCCUUAGAAGAGCUGAGGAGUUACAGGGAGAUGAAGGACCUGUUACUGUCUAAGAGUGGAACUCGGGUGCUAACCAGAGAACCACCAUGAGAAAUUGUACUGAUUCCGGUUCAUAUAAAUUAUUGACUCGCGUGUGGCAUGCUGCCUGUGGUUCUACGGGCAAUGCCAUUCUUUUCAGUUAUUCGGACCUUGCCCCUUGAAACCAUUGCCAUUCUUUUCAGUUAUUCGGACCUUGCCCCUUGAAACCAUUGAUAAUUUGCAACAGUGAAAGCAAAUAUAUUAAAAGUAUAACUGCACAAAACAACUUGCACUGUGCAUCUAGACUGCUUUAUACUGCUCAUUUAGACCUAAUUUUCCUGUUCAUUGGGUUCCGAUUGGUUGUUGCUCU